AUGGAGCCCGUUAACAUCCCCAUCGAGGCCAAGAAGCGCCGAAUCGGCGUACUCACCUCCGGAGGUGAUGCCCCCGGUAUGAAUGGCGCCGUGCGGGCCGUCGUCCGUAUGGCAAUCCACAGCGGCUGCGAGGCCUACGCCGUCUAUGAAGGAUACGAGGGCCUGGUCAAUGGCGGCAAUAUGAUCCGCCAGGUGCACUGGGAGGAUGUCCGGGGAUGGUUGUCCCGUGGCGGUACGCUGAUUGGCUCUGCCCGGUGCAUGACCUUCCGCGAGCGCGCCGGUCGUCUGCGUGCGGCGAAGAACAUGGUCCUGCGCGGUAUCGAUGCUCUUGUCGUCUGCGGUGGUGAUGGUAGUUUGACCGGUGCCGACGUCUUCCGUGCGGAGUGGCCCGGUCUGCUCGAGGAGCUCAUCAAGUCAGGCGAAUUGACCGCUCAUCAGGUCGAGCCCUACAAGCAGCUUAACAUUGUCGGUCUGGUCGGAUCGAUCGAUAACGACAUGUCGGGCACCGAUGCGACUAUCGGCUGCUACUCCUCCCUUACUCGCAUUUGCGACGCCAUUGACGAUGUCUUCGAUACGGCUUUCUCACACCAGCGUGGUUUCGUUGUGGAAGUCAUGGGUCGUCACUGUGGUUGGCUUGCCCUGAUGUCGGCCAUCAGUACUGGUGCCGAUUGGCUGUUCAUCCCGGAGAUGCCACCCAAGGACGGCUGGGAGGAUGAGAUGUGCAAUGUCAUUACCAAGGUGGGUACAAUUACAUGUCCAAAAAGUCCAAUCAUGAAGUGCGCUAACCCUCUCUGCAAUCAGAACCGCAAGGAGCGUGGCAAGCGCCGCACCAUUGUCAUUGUCGCCGAGGGAGCGCAGGACCGCCAACUUAACAAGAUCUCGAGCUCGACAAUCAAGGAUAUCCUUACCCAGCGUCUGGGUCUGGACACCCGAACCACCGUCCUUGGUCACACUCAGCGCGGUGGUGCCGCCUGCGCCUAUGACCGCUGGCUCUCCACCCUGCAAGGUGUCGAGGCUGUGCGUGCCGUGCUGGAAAUGAACGCUCAGUCGCCAUCCCCCGUCAUCACCAUCCGCGAGAACAAAAUCAUGCGCACUCCUCUGAUGGAUGCGGUGAAGGAGACCCAGGAUGUCACUCAGAAGAUCCACGACAAGGACUUUGCCGCCGCAAUGACUCUGCGCGAUGCCGAGUUCAAGGAAUACUACCACGCUUACCUCAACACUGCUACUCCAGAGCACCCGAAGAUGCACCUUCCUGAGAACAAGAGGAUGCGCAUUGCUAUUGUCCACGUUGGCGCCCCCGCUGGUGGUAUGAACCCAGCCACCCGGGCUGCUGUCGCCUACUGUCUGACCCGUGGUCACACCCCGGUUGCUAUUCACAACGGUUUCACCGGUUUAUGCCGUCACCACGCCGACAAGCCCAUCAGCUCUGUCCGCGAGGUCAAGUGGCUCGAGUCGGACGCCUGGGUUAACGAAGGUGGUUCGGACAUCGGUACUAACCGCAGCCUGCCCUCGGAGGAUAUGGAGACCACCGCCAAGUGCUUCGAGCUUUACAAGUUCGACGCCCUGUUUGUUGUUGGCGGUUUCGAGGCCUUCACUGCCGUCAGCGAGCUGCGUCGGGCCCGCGAGAAGUACAACUCGCUCAAGAUCCCCAUGGUCGUUCUCCCCGCCACCAUCUCCAACAACGUCCCCGGUACCGAGUACUCCCUGGGUAGUGACACCUGCCUCAACACUCUCAUCGACUUCUGCGACGCCAUCCGCCAGUCCGCCUCCUCUUCCCGUCGUCGUGUUUUCGUCAUCGAGACCCAGGGCGGCAAGUCCGGUUAUAUUGCGACCACCGCCGGUCUGGCCGUCGGCGCCGUUGCCGUCUACAUUCCCGAAGAGGGCAUCGACAUCAAGAUGCUCUCGCGGGACAUCGACUUCCUGCGCGACAAUUUCAUCCGCGACAAGGGCGCCAACCGCGCCGGAAAGAUCAUCCUCCGCAACGAAUCCGCCUCAAACACCUACACCACCCAGGUGAUCGCUGACAUGAUCAAGGAAGAAGCCAAGGGCAAGUUCGAGUCCCGCGCCGCUGUCCCCGGCCACUUCCAGCAGGGUGGCAAGCCCUCGCCCAUGGACCGUGUCCGUGCUCUGCGUAUGGCCAUCCGCUGCAUGCAGCACCUGGAGAACUUCGCCGGAAUGGACCGCGAGACCAUCGCUGCUGACCCCUUGUCCUCGUCUGUCAUCGGUGUCAAGGGCUCGCAGGUCCUCUUCUCGCCGAUGGGUGGUGCCGACGGUCUCGAGGAGACUGAGACGGACUGGAAGCGCCGUCGCCCCAAGUCGGAGUUCUGGCUCGAGCUGCAGGAUGUCGUGAACACUCUGUCUGGUCGCUCUGCUUCUCGUACACAGGAGGGCUGGUUCUGCUAUGAGAGUACGUAA
Messenger RNA from Penicillium argentinense, 2415 nucleotides. RefSeq names its product ATP-dependent 6-phosphofructokinase. The coding region runs from base 1 to 2415 and encodes 804 amino acids. Gene Ontology annotation, biological process: fructose 6-phosphate metabolic process; canonical glycolysis; fructose 1,6-bisphosphate metabolic process. Lineage: Eukaryota; Fungi; Ascomycota; Eurotiomycetes; Eurotiales; Aspergillaceae. Gene Ontology annotation, cellular component: cytoplasm; 6-phosphofructokinase complex; mitochondrion. Gene Ontology annotation, molecular function: ATP binding; 6-phosphofructokinase activity; AMP binding. The transcript has a single exon. The record is from RefSeq and is a predicted model, not a curated record.